Molecule: messenger RNA, 1032 nt
Organism: Candidula unifasciata
Lineage: Eukaryota; Metazoa; Mollusca; Gastropoda; Stylommatophora; Geomitridae
Source: the annotation of a GenBank genome assembly
AUGUCCGGCAUACUGGAACGUAUCAAACUCUGGGGCCUGGCUACAACGUAUGGCUUGCUGGUUCUCCUGCACAUCAUCAGGCAAUGUUAUAGAAAAGGAGUAGGAAAAGUUUUUCAUUGGAAACAAUGGGAGCGACCAGCGAUCCUGGAUGAUCCCAGUUUUGGGACACAUGGAUUCUUAACUCUUAAGGAUGUUCGAAUUCACUAUGUAGCAAGUGGACCAGAAGACAAGCCAUUAAUGCUGUUUGUACACGGAUUUCCUGAGUUCUGGUACUCAUGGAGACAUCAGAUACGGGAGUUUCAGAAAGACUACAGGGUUGUAGCCAUUGAUAUGAGAGGUUACGGAGAGUCCAGCAAACCUUCGGGAAUUGAGAACUACACCGUUACCAAACUGGUGUCUGACCUUCAGCAGAUUAUUCCUGCAUUGGGCUACAAGAGCUGUGUGCUGGUGGCUCACGACUGGGGCGGUGCAGUGGCGUGGGCUUUUGCUCGGUUUAACCCUACCCUGGUGGACAAGUUGAUCGUCAUGAAUGUCCCACCGUCGCCUGUGUUCUCCAAAGUGCUUCCAACCAACAAGUAUCAGCAAAAGAAAUCCUGGUAUAUGUUCUUCUUUCAACUUCCUUUUCUACCUGAGCUGAACUUCAAACUGGAUGACUUUUCCCUGUUUGACGAGUUGUUUGUCUCUGAGAGAAAUUCAGACAUUUCCAAAGACGCAAAGAAAGCUGCAGAGAAUAUUGUUCCUUACAAAUAUGUCUUCUCGCAACCAGGAGCCCUAACCCCGCCUAUCAAUUACUACCGAGCACUGUUUAGAACUACCCGGGGAACCUAUGACUUGGACUACCAAAUGCCCGUACUUCUUAUCUGGGGAUGUAAAGAUACGGCUUUGGACAUUGCUCUUCCUGACGCUGUGGAGAAAGAGACAACUAAAAUUGAAGUGAAGAGGAUUCCUGAUGCUAGCCACUUUGUGCAAGUGGAUGCCCCCGAGGAGGUCAACAAGCUGAUGAGAGAGUGGCUAAAUAAACAGAAAAAAUAG